UUGAUUUCUUCGAAUUCAAGUAACCAUUGUUGAAUCAUGGAGCUCAAAGGGAAUGAUUCUGGGAGGCGACAUGGUUCAUCUCCGUCGGUCAUUGUAAUUGGUGGAGGUAUCUCAGGGGUAGCUGCUGCACGUUUCCUUCAGAAUGCUUAUUUCAAGGUGCUCUUGCUGGAGUCACGAGAUAGACUUGGUGGUCGCAUACACACUGACAACUCAUUUGGUUGUCCAGUUGAUCUGGGAGCUUCAUGGCUCCAUGGAGUGUGCAAUGAAAAUCCUUUAGCUCCUUUGAUACGGCGGCUGGGGCUCACUCUGUAUCGAACUAGUGGUGACGACUCAGUGCUUUAUGACCAUGAUUUGGAAAGCUGCAUGCUGUUUGGCAUGGAUGGUCAUCAAGUUCCUCAUAAUACAGUUGCUGAAGUAGGAGAUGUAUUCAAGAAAAUCCUCGAUGAGACUGAGAAAGUGAGAAAUGAGAAUAGUAAUGACAUAUCGGUUCUUCAAGCAAUAUCUAUUGUAUUGGACAGGCAUCCUGAGCUGAGGCAAGAAGGAGUCUCUCAUGAAGUACUGCAGUGGUACAUAUGCAGAAUGGAGGCAUGGUUUUCUGCCGAUGCAGACACGAUCUCUUUGAAAACUUGGGAUCAGGAGCAAGUUCUUACGGGUGGUCAUGGACUAAUGGUGCAGGGUUAUCACCCGGUGAUUGAGGCAUUGUCAAAAGAUAUUGAUAUUCAUUUGAAUCACAGGGUAAAGGCGAUUACGGAUGGGUAUAACAAAGUGAUGGUUACAGUUGAGGAUGGGAGGAAUUUUGUUGCGGAUGCUGCUAUAAUAACUGUGCCUAUUGGGGUCCUCAAAGCCAACUUAAUUGAGUUCAAACCAAAAUUGCCAGAUUGGAAGCUUUCUGCAAUAGCAGAUCUUGGUGUGGGCAACGAAAACAAGAUUGCAUUACGAUUUGAUACUGUAUUUUGGCCAAACGUUGAAUUGUUAGGCAUUGUUGCACCUACCUCUUAUGCUUGUGGGUAUUUUCUUAACCUCCACAAGGCAACAGGGCAUCAAGUCCUUGUCUAUAUGGCUGCCGGAAGACUUGCUUAUGAUGUAGAGAAAUUAUCAGACAGGGAGGCGGCUGAUUUUGUUAUGCGUCAGCUGAAAAAAAUGUUUCCUGAUGCACCUGAACCUGUUCAGUAUCUUGUAUCACGCUGGGGAACAGAUCCGGACUCCCUAGGAUGCUAUUCGUAUGAUCUGGUUGGAAAGCCAACAGAUAUAUAUGAUAAGCUUCGAGCACCCUUAGGUAAUCUAUUCUUUGGAGGCGAAGCUGUCUGUAUGGAUGACCAUCAAGGGUCCGUGCACGGUGCCUAUUCAGCUGGAAUCAUAGCUGCUGAAGAUUGCUGCCAGCAUCUCAUUAAGAGACUUGGAAGUGUUCAACUUGUUUCCUCCAGGGAAGAAAUUCUCAAAUCCAUUGUUCCCCUCAAGAUUUCCAGGAUGUGAUCAUCUUCCAACAAAAUCAUAAC
Messenger RNA from Solanum verrucosum, 1496 nucleotides. RefSeq names its product polyamine oxidase 5-like. NCBI's taxonomy places the organism in Eukaryota, Viridiplantae, Streptophyta, Magnoliopsida, Solanales, Solanaceae. Gene Ontology annotation, molecular function: polyamine oxidase activity. The coding region runs from base 37 to 1473 and encodes 478 amino acids. Gene Ontology annotation, biological process: polyamine catabolic process. The record is from RefSeq and is a predicted model, not a curated record. The transcript is spliced from 10 exons. Gene Ontology annotation, cellular component: peroxisome.